AUGUGUCGAUUCCUGGUAUACAAGGGGAGAAAUGACAUCCUGCUAAGCAAAUUGAUCACCGAACCCAGUCACUCUAUUCUAACCCAAUCCUAUGACUGCCGACUGAGAUUAGACACACGACGACCGGUAAAUGGCGAUGGAUUCGGUGUUGGAUUCUAUACUUCCCCGGAACUUGGACCGGAACCUUGCAUAUUCACUUCGACCCUUCCCGCCUGGAAUUGCGACAACCUUGAACGGAUCGCAUCUAAGACAUGCUCGUCACUCGUGUUUGCACAUGUACGAGCAACAACCGAGGGGUCUUUAGCAGAAAACAACUGUCAUCCUUUCCAGCACAAUACUCUGAUGUGGAUGCACAAUGGAAAUCUUGGAGGAUGGUACCAUAUAAAACGGCCCCUUGGCGACUCAUUGGCUAACAAGUGGUAUCUGGGCGUAAAAGGAGGAACUGACAGCGAAUGGGCAUUUGCUCUCUUCCUGGAUUUGAUGGAAAAGGAAGGAGUAGAUCCCAGCUCAGCGCCAGAGGGAGGAUUUGGUCCUGAAUUGCUGAGAGGUGUGAUGACCAAAACAAUCCGGAAAAUCAACGAAUUUAUCGCUGCCAUUCCCAAGGAAUACGCCAUGACCGAUCUUGAGGUGAGAAGUCUCCUCAACUUUGCGGUGACAGACGGACACUCUGUUAUUUGCACCCGCUAUGUGAGUAGCAAAACAGACGAAGCCGCUAGCUUGUACUUUUCGUCAGGCACCAAAUGGAAAGAAGGCAAAGUUAAAGGUGAUUUUAAGAUGGAGAGACAUGACAAGGGAGCCGACAUUGUCCUAGUAGCCAGUGAACCGCUCACAUUCGAGAGGCAUAACUGGGUUACUGUCCCGACAAACUCUAUUCUCACGAUCCACAAACAAAACGUGCUCAUUCAUCCUAUCAUAGACGAGUUUUAUGACGGGGAUCCAAAUCAUGACAGAUCUUCCGGGUUCGCGGUCUCGAAGGGACUUGUAAGCAAAGCCCCCGGAACCACCGUUGCUCCUGAAGGCGAAGGCGUCCCUAGACCUAAUGGGCCGGCAAAUACUGUCAUAACUGCUUGCGGAGCUAGAAGGGACAUAGACAGCCUAACCCUGGAGAUGCAUCGGAAUACUAAUGGGGUCGCUCUCCCUUCCUAG
Messenger RNA from Trichophyton rubrum CBS 118892, 1146 nucleotides. RefSeq lists its product as uncharacterized. The record is from RefSeq and is a predicted model, not a curated record. Lineage: Eukaryota; Fungi; Ascomycota; Eurotiomycetes; Onygenales; Arthrodermataceae. The coding region runs from base 1 to 1146 and encodes 381 amino acids. The transcript is spliced from 4 exons.